Molecule: messenger RNA, 8326 nt
Organism: Girardinichthys multiradiatus
Lineage: Eukaryota; Metazoa; Chordata; Actinopteri; Cyprinodontiformes; Goodeidae
Gene: wwc1
Product: WW and C2 domain containing 1
Exons: 22
Coding region: 934-4314 (1126 amino acids)
Biological process (GO): regulation of hippo signaling; regulation of DNA-templated transcription; negative regulation of organ growth
Cellular component (GO): cytoplasm
Molecular function (GO): kinase binding; molecular adaptor activity
Source: RefSeq, a predicted model, not a curated record
UGAUAUCUUGACCGGAUGUUUUAUUUUUACAGGUCGGGUUGCUCAACUGGUGUUUUACUUUGAAGCCGGAAGUAGUGGGUAGUGAACAGGGCAGCUAGCUUGAUAGCGGUGGACCGAAGUGAUCGGGACUAAGAAAAAGACUUUACCGCAGCGGCUUUGCAUCCGUUUCCCCUCUUCGCACGGAGACUUUAACUGGACAAGCGGGAAGUUUGUGUCGGAUUUAGGGGAUUUAAACCGCCGCGGAGACUCUCGGUACUUCUUUGUGACAAGCUCGGGACGGCUCAAGAGUGUCUGUUCCCCCGCUGGCUUGCUGCUGGCCUCGGUUACUGCUGAUCAACAUGGUGGCCUGCUGGUGAGGAGAGCCAGGAGCUCCGUGAGGGGAAUUUUGAGAAAUUCCAUCCGCAGCCCGAACCGUUUGCGGCGCCAGACAUCGAGGCCCCGGAUACUUUGACGUUGGUGUUAGUUUUAUCUGCGUGUUUGUUGGUUUCUGUGGAACAAACGGCGGUUUUGUGGCCGUUGGAGGAGCGUGUUCUGUGGACUGUGGAUAAUUGGAGUUAACCUGAAAAAAGUUCGCACCAGACCGCCAGAAAGUUUCCCCACGAGUUUGAAAACACACCGGAAAACCCCGAAGGAUUAAUUUGAGCAUUUAUAUCCUUUUUUUUAUGUCGGAUGCUGAUGAUUUGGCGAGCAAGUGCAACCUCCUGGAUCAGUUCCAUCCUCUGAAAUCCUUCUCAUUUUUAAGGUUCUCUUCCUUAAUAAUCUGUGGAUUAUUAUUCUGGAUUAUGGCUUAAUCUGAACCGCAGCAGCCAUGUUGAUUUGGGAAUAAAGAUCCGAUUUUUGUGGAUGAUGGUGAUGAUGACAGAGAAAAGCGAUGGUGUCCCUUCGUUAUGAUUCUGCCUAGAGAGGAGCUCAUUACAUGGAGACUCGUCUGACAUGCCGAGGAAGGAGUUGCCACUACCACACGGUUGGGAGGAAGCCAUAGACUUUGAUGGGAAAGUUUAUUACAUCGACCACAUUAACCAGUGCACCAGCUGGAUCGACCCCAGAGACAGGCAGACGAAGCCUCUGACGUUCGCUGACUGUAUCGGAGAUGAGCUGCCGGUGGGUUGGGAGGAGGCGUACGACCCCGAUGUUGGAGCGUACUAUGUCGACCACAACACCAAGAAAACCCAGCUGGAGGACCCGCGGGCCCAGUGGCAGCGGGAGCAGGAGGCCAUGCUUCGGGACUACCUGGCUGUGGCCCGGGAUGCGCUCAGCGCCCAGAAGGAGAUCUACCAGGUGAAGGAGCAGAGGCUGCGGCUGGCGCAGCAGGAAUACCGGCAGCUCAACGAUGCCUGGAGGGACAAGUCUACGUCGCAGACGAGCUUAAAUUCCAGGUCGUCCUCUUCCAGCAAAUACGACCCAGAGAUCCUCAAAGCGGAAAUCGCCACUGCCAAAAGUCGAGUGAACAAGCUGAAGCGGGACCUGGCCUGCAUGAAACAGGAGCUGCAGCACAAGGAACAGGGCUUCGAGACGCUCAGAGAGAUUAACCUGAAAGUGUCUAACAACCCAUACGGCUACAAGCUGCAUGAUGCGCAGGCCAUCCUCAACGAGGUCCACUCCAUUCGAGAUGCCAUCAGCUCCGGGGAGAAGGAGAAGCAGGAUCUCAUGCAGAAACUGGCCGUGUUAAAGGACGGAUUCCAGCUGGACUCGAGCUCCCAGCAGGAGCUUUGGGGCAGCAGUCCGUCGCUCGCCAACUCGGAGACGUCCCCUCGCCUCUACUCCGACGUCGGAUCCCAAACGGACCUCCCAGCUGAGUUUACGACCAGCACCAACAAACUGGCAGAGAAAGUUCGUCUGAGCCUGAAGUACGAGGAGGCCAAGAGAAGGAUCGCCAACAUCGAGGUGCAGAUCGCCAAACUGGACAGCGAGGCUUGGCCAGGGCUGCUGGACCCGGAGCGGGACCGGCUCAUCCUCAUCAACGAGAAGGAGGAGCUGCUGAAGGAGCUGCAAUACAUCUGCCCCCGACAGCGGCUGGAGCCCAACGACGCCGAGAAGCUGGAGACCGAGAAGAAACGUCUGGAGAGAGACCUGCAGGCCGCCAGAGACAACCAGAGCAAGGCUCUGACCGAGAGGCUGCGACUCCACUGCAAGAGGAGCGAGCUGGUCCGGGAGCUGGAGGAGACGGUCCGACUGGCCACGUCGCUGCAGACACAGCUGAAGAGCCUCUCUGUCAGCACCCUCUCCUGUUCGUCGGGCAGCAGUCGAGGCUCCCUGGCGUCCAGCCGUGGCUCUCUGGCCACCACCUCUAGCAUGGGCUCCACCUCCUCCCUCAGCUUCACCGACAUCUACCUGGAGCAGCCCGAGCUGGCCGACCCGGACCUGCGGAACAAGCUGGACAGUCUUCUUCAGGAGGGCGGCCAGGGCGGCUACCGCCCCUCCAGCUCCAUCACCACCAUCCACGAGCACGAGGUGGUGAAGGGCUGCGGCCAAAGGUUCCCAGGAAGGUCUGAUGGGAACGCAGCCGGGUCAGGGGGAGGAGAGUCCUCCAGGGUUCAGGUCCUCAGAUUGUCUGAAACUCCUCGUUCUAUGACCUCCUUAUCGCCGCGCUCGUCUCUAUCCUCUUUGUCCCCGCCGUGCUCGCCGCUGGUUUCGGAAACAACUUUCCUGUCGGGGGAGACUGGGCCCGGCGGGCUGGGACUGGACUUGGAGCUCCGCAGCAGGCUGACAGAGCUGGAGCUGGACCCUGAGGAGCAGCGGAGAGAGCAGCUGGAAGAGAAACAGAACUUGAACAACGUGCUUGGAGAGGAGGGCAAAGGUGCUCAUCUUCGAGGGGCGGGGCCAAAGAAGACGGGAGUGACAUCAGCUGUAUCUGAUGAGUCGGUGGCCGGUGAUAGUGGAGUUUACGAACCAUCAGAACACAAACCAGGCCUCCCUGCAGACCUCCUCUUGAACUCCUAUGAGGACAGGUCUCCGUCAGGCUGCUCCCAGGUCCAGCUCGGCUUCCGUUACGAGUCCAGAGAUCAACGCUUCACCAUUUAUAUCAUGCAGCUGUCCAACUGCAGCGCCCUGUCUCUGCCCGUUGACCAGAAGAUGUACGUUCGCCUGGCAGUGCUGCCGUCCGUUCAGGCCACCCGCUGCCUCUUCCGAACGCGAGGCCUGCUUCUUCAGGAUGUGGUGGUGAUCAGCGAGGUGUUCGGCAUGCAGAUGUCCCACAUCGCGCUGCGCCAGAAGACCCUGAGGGUCGACAUCUGUAAAACCAGCAAGUCGGGCAACGAGGAGUGUCUGGCCGGAGCCCAAAUCAGCCUGGCUGAUGUCAGCUGUUCAAAGGAGCGAUGCACCAAGUGGUACAACCUGCUCAGUCGCCUCUACAUGUCUGAGAUCAGCAGCAAGGACAAGGACACAAGAGUGAAGGGCAGCUCUGACCAGACUCACGGAGCCGAGCCUCCUGAGACUGAUGAGUGGCAAGGCGACCCUCUUGAGGCAGACAUGUCUGAUGAAGAGGAAGAAGAAAAUGAUGGGGAGGGCGUAGAACCUCUGGAUGAAGAGGGCGAGUUUUACCCUGACACCAGCCAAUGGAAGGUAGAGAAAGAGGAGGAGGAGCUCCAGAAGGUGUCCAAACCCACUCCUACAGCAGCACCCAUUGUAGAGAAGGUCAACAAAGAGACGUGCAUUGACAAUUUAACAGGAUCUCAUCAGUGGUCUGUGGUUCGGCCCAAGGAGCGUCGCCCCGAGGUCCACCAGCAGAACCUCUUUAUGAGGGGCAACACCAUCAUCCGCUCCAAGACCUUUUCCCCCGGACCUCAGAGCCAGUACAUCUGCAGGAUUAAUCGCAGCGACAGUGACAGCUCCACGCUCUCCAAGAAGUCUCCGUUUGUCAGAAAUGCCUCAGAAAGACGGAGCAUGCGCAUGAAAAAGCCCCCUGUGCAGGUAAAAGGUCUUGACGGUCUCCUUCGCACCUCCCUGGACCUGGAGCUGGACCUGCAGGUGUCUCGGACACGGCAGUCCCGGCUGGCACAGGAACUGCGGGUUCUGCGGGAGCUGAAGACGCAGCUGGAGAAGGCGAGGCAGCAGGGGCAGAGGGAGCUGCCCGACUGGGUCCAAGAGGACGAACGCUUCCGGCUCCUCCUCAAACAGGCUGAGAAACAGACUCGAGAGGAGCAACUGCAGGAGAAACGGAUGGAGAAGAUGAUGAAGGCAGCAGCAAAGGACGUCCACAAGAUCAGAGGACUGAGUCAAAAGGAAGUCUCUGAGGUCCAGACCUUCAGAGAGAAGAUGGCGUUCUUCACACGAGCGAAGACCAGCAUCCCCGACCUGCCGGCCGACGACGUGUAGAGACGCGUUUGAAAGUAUUUCCCCCUUCACCGUGUGAGCCUGCUGCUACCGUGCAGCAAGACGCUGGUGUCAUGAACAGUUAAACAUAUUGGACACAAUAAAAACACUCAAAACGGCGAAGAAACACAUUUUAAAGCAGCUCAGCAUUUCUUAUGUGGAUAGUCUCUGUAAAUGUAAGGUGGCUCUGCUGGAGUCCGUUCAUCUUUAUCCGCUGUUUUGUUUCUGUUACUAACCAGCUGUUUUUUAGUUGUUUCAAGUCAUUCCAGCUUAAAAAAAAAUCUCAGACUUUUAUAUUAAACUCACACAAAUAAUGUACAUAAAUAGCACAAAAGUAAAUCAACAAUGGUACUAGAGUUUAGUUCAUGGUGAUGAAUCAAAACAAAACUGAAAAAUAUUUCAUAUUCACCAUUUUUAGAGCAAUGGAGAAUUGUAUAUGCAAACACACACGCACAGACAGUGUUUCUUUACAGUUUUAAUAAUUGUUUGCUGCAGACAUGAAGAAAACAUCUCUAUGUAUGAUAAUAUGUGUCUAAAAGCCUUUUGUCAGUUAAAGUUGUUGCAGCUUGUUCAAGCCUAACAAGAGUUUUAAUCCUUAAGAUUGUUCUUCCUAAACUUACUUGUUUUCUUCCCCAAAACUGCAAAUAGAGCCAGUUUAAGGUGCCAGAGUUGGUGGAAAACAAAAGAACUGGUGCUGAGCAGUGCUGGACCAAAAAGGAUUUUCAGGUUAAAUCCAGUUGAGGUCUGAAUGUUUUCCGAAUGUUUUUGUCUAUGAGAACCUUUAUAAACAGGCAAUGUGUUAAACACAGACAGAUUCUAAAAUGGUGCUGCAUUCGUGGUCCUUAUUUGUAUUUAUUAGACAGGCAGGACAGCUGCUUCACCUGCUGAGCUACCCGGCACACAGGUGGUGGCCGUAUUCAGAGCAGCGACUCAUCUCUAAAAUGUAAGGAAGUAAGAAAAGCAACAACAUCAGAUAAAUAAACAAGUAAUAAAUUAAAUCUAGACUAUAAGGUGAAACGGCACUUGAUGAAUAAGCUCAGAACUGUGCAGCUAUCACUGUUUUCCAUAGGUGUCGAUUACAGCUUUUGUUCCUUAAGUAGAAUCUAUAUCAUGCAGUUUUAGAUCCAAAUGGAUAUAAAGAAGAUUAGAUUAGAGCCGAUUGAUUGUUUACAUAUUCAAGAAGGGAGUAAAAAUUUAUCUUGUUUGUAGACAAAUCCUGGAUUUAUUCAAUGAAGGCAGUAAAAUUAGAUGAUCGUGUUUAAAUAAAAACGUCAUUUGAUUUGACAAAUCUUGUAAUUACCACCACUGACCAGAGGUGUCGCCAGAACUCAAGGAUUACAGCUGUCGUUUCUUCAGUAGAAAACUGAAGCAGUUUGAGGUCUAAACAAAUGGAGUUGAUUUUUUUUAAACUUUUAAGAUUAAAACAAUUCUACCAGCAUUUAAACACAGGUCCUAGAAAAUAUUCAAUGAAAGCAGCAUUUUUCUGUACUUUACAAAUGAAAUCAAGAAGUAUUUGAAUCCCAGGUUUGGGUAAAUGUAGUAACCGCUCAAACACUUGUAGUUUCCAUGUUUGACCACAGGUGUUGCAAAAAUCAUAAGGAUUAAAACUCUCGUUUCUUCAGUAAAAACUGCAGUUUGACUAAAACAAGUGGUUUGCUCAACAUUUAAGAUGAUUGUAGAACUUUACACAACGUCUCGGAAAGGAAAAUCAGAAUUUAGCCGUACUUUACAGACACUCAGUAGGAAUACGAGCAUCUUGUUAAUUUAAUUACCUCUAACCAGCUCAGCAAAGUGUAGAAACAACAUUAACUCAUUAACACUCAGGUAGUUUAUUGGAUAGUCUGCACUUUAUAAAACCUUAGGAGAAAAAACACAGAAAAGGAAACUUUUUGGAAUAUGAAAAGUCCUAGAAGCCUUUUCCUGUCGCUGGAUGAUCGUUGAUUGUUGAAACAUGCAGGAAGUGAAGAUCAAAUGUAUUUUUGAUGACUGUGAAUUCCUACUGAUUGUAUGUUUGUUCACAACAGAAAAAAAAUCUUCCAGUCAGCCAGUAUAGAGACGAAAGUUUCUUUUUAAAGACCCGUCUUUUCUUUCCGACUGGUUUCGUUUUGAUCCCAUUUCAUCAGUCUUAGUUUUCGGCUUCAUCCACCUGUGUUUCCCUGUUGUAACUGGAGUAUUUAUGUGCAUAUCAAAGUCACUCUGACGUGUCUUAUAACAGGAAGUAAAAAUGUUUUGCACCAACAUAUUAAACAUAUCACCUUUUUUUCUGGCCCUCACGGAGAGUUUUAAAUGAACCCUUAAACGCCUGUUUACUGCAUCUCUUUCAGACUGUUUUGCUUUUACAGCCCAAGUCGUUACAGUUUUUCGACCUGCUCAGUGGUCGCCUGUUUUACUGUUUACACAAUACUUAAAGGGAUAGUUCAGUACCUUUUUGUUGUUGUUGUUGUGGGGUUCUUAAAAGUAGUUAUCAGUAAUGACCGAUGACCUUUCCAACACCUCUUCUGCAGUAGCAAAAGCUUAACUGGAGUAUUUGUGGAAAGAUUCUCAUACUGGACAGAAGCUCGCAGCUACAUAAAACAACUCAAACUUUAAAUUAAUAUCAAUAUGAGUGGAGCCUCAAAAAGAGCCAGCUAAGGGGUUCUGGAUGCAUGUAUGGAUGGAUGGAAAAUUGAUUUAUUGAAUUUUGUUUAUUUAUUUGAAAGGGACAUGCACAUUAAUAAAUAUCAGUAAGAGGUACAGAUGUAUGUAAAUAUGGUGGAGUUAACAAGACAGCUAAUUUUUAUGUGAUCACUAAACAGGUAAAGUUUUACCAAUAGAGUUAAUGCAUUCAUUCAUGCAAACAGCAAGAGUCAAAUGAUGCAGUAGCAUACAGUACAUGGUAUAAAGUGUCUGGUGCUACGUGCAUUUGUUAGAAAAAAGGUGCAACUAUAAUACAUGUUGGUAACUAGAGCACAUUAUAAUUUACUGUAAAAGAAAUAUUGGAUAGAUGGAUGGAUGGAUUGAUAAUACAACACUGGCACACUUUGGUUUGAAACGUCUGAGUUUGAGUCGUUUUAAGUGACUAGAACCUCUCUGUUAAAGGACCAAUCCCGACUAGUUGGAUCUUCAGAGAGUUUCUCUCCUUUUCUGCAAACUGACUUCAGUCUGACUUCAGUAAAACUCAUGCAGGUCACCCACUAAUAACUACUUUACAGAACGCUGCUUUGAAAAAGCACAAACCCUCCCUUUAACCAGCAAGCAUUUGGUAGCCACAGUAGGAGGCAAGUUUGGACUCACCAAAGAGACAUAAACCACUUUAAAUCUCAUGAUCGUGCUCCUUGGUGUGGACCCACGGGUUAAAGGUUAAAGGAUGAUCUGAUCUCCCAUUCUGAAAUCUUCACAGGAAAACAGGAGCUUAUCCCUACAAGAAGAAAGGUUUAGGAUCAGGAAUCAGACUCAGCGCUCAGUCACCAUCUUCCUCAUUGAACACUGUGGCAUAAACUCCAACCUUUUAGUUUUUUCUGUCUUUAAUUUUCUGCUUGGUCAGAAGCGAUGUAGAAACAUUUGUUUUCUGAGUGUGAUCAGUCUGGUGGAGCAGAUAGAUGAACCUAUGAACAUUAAGCAGACUGAUGUUCACCGAACCGGGAUGAAGGAACGUAGACCUUUCCAAGGAAUCACAGUAAAUCAUGUAGUCUGUGUGGAAUUCCACCUUUUUUCUUAUUCUCGUUUGAUUAUGGUUUUGUUUUCGAAUGAAUCCGUGUUACGACUGCUGAUGAACCAGGUGACGUGUUUGCUGACGGCUAUGACGAACGUACGACGUGUAUUUAUUGCACUUUUGUGAUUUAGGUGUGCUUUUUUUUUUCUCCUCUUGUGUUCUUUUAUCAAAAGUCCCAAAAAGCUGUGAAUUUUAUUCUCAGACACUGUAACUGUCGACAAGAGUUGUAAAUAUUUCACCAGCACAAGAAAACAAAGACGGCAGACAAAACACAAACGGUAUGUUUUGUAGUUUCACAAAAAAAAUAAAAAAGUUCUGAUCUUA